Messenger RNA from Populus euphratica (Euphrates poplar), 2637 nucleotides. Its product is annotated as ubiquitin receptor RAD23d-like. The record is from RefSeq and is a predicted model, not a curated record. NCBI's taxonomy places the organism in Eukaryota, Viridiplantae, Streptophyta, Magnoliopsida, Malpighiales, Salicaceae. Gene Ontology annotation, molecular function: ubiquitin binding; damaged DNA binding; polyubiquitin modification-dependent protein binding. Bases 181 to 1317 code for a protein of 378 amino acids. Gene Ontology annotation, cellular component: nucleoplasm; cytosol. The transcript is spliced from 12 exons. Gene Ontology annotation, biological process: nucleotide-excision repair; proteasome-mediated ubiquitin-dependent protein catabolic process.
UCUUAACUUGUUUGAUCGAGCCUGCCACAUCCAACAUCGCUCUUUUGGGCACAGUAGCAGAGCGCGCGCGCGCGCGCGCGCACACACACACACAUCUGUAUAUAUAUAAAACCCUUGCGGAUCGGAGAGUAGAAACUCGAAGUCGAGAGUGGAGAUCGCGAAUAAGGAAAAGAAAGAAGGAUGAAGAUCUUAGUUAAGACCCUGAAAGGCAGUACUUUUGACAUCGAAGUUAGACCUGAAGACACGGUUGCUGAUGUCAAAAAGAAUAUAGAAACAGCUCAAGGGGUAGCCGUUUAUCCUGCCGAGCAGCAAAUGCUUAUUCACCAGGCCAAAGUUCUUAAAGAUAACACCACUUUGGAUGAAAAUAAAAUUGUUGAAAAUAGUUUUGUUGUUAUCAUGUUAUCGAAGACUAAGAGCUCAUCCGGUGAUGGUUCAACUGCACCAACUGCCCCUACCACUAAGGCACCUACAACAAGUACCAUGGCAUCAACAACAGGACCUCAAGCUCCCACAUUGACAUCUGCACCGCCAGCAUCAGCUCCUGCUCCUGCUCCAGUUUCUUCAGUUGCUCCUGCGUCAGACUAUGUUUAUGACCAAGCAGCAUCUAGUCUGGUUGCGGGAAAUAACUUGGAGGUAGCAGUCCAGCAAAUUCUUGACAUGGGUGGAGGGACUUGGGAUAGAGAUACUGUUGUUCGUGCUCUUCGGGCUGCUUACAAUAAUCCAGAGAGAGCCAUUGAAUAUUUAUAUUCUGGUAUCCCAGAACAAGCAGAAGCUCCACCAGUGGCUCAAAUCCCUAUAGGCAGGCAAGCUCCUGCAGCCCAGCCUCAGCAGCAUCCAACACAAACUGCUGCAGUUCCUUCUGGUGGGCCAAAUGCAAAUCCUUUAGAUCUUUUCCCACAGGGCCUUCCCAUCGUGGGUUCAGGUGCUGGUGGAGCAGGAACUCUUGAUUUUUUGCGGAACAGUCAACAGUUCCAAGCCUUGCGAGCUAUGGUGCAGGCUAACCCCCAGAUACUGCAGCCUAUGCUUCAAGAGCUGGGAAAACAAAAUCCUCACUUAAUGAGGUUUAUUCAAGAGCACCAAGAUGAUUUUCUCCGCUUGAUCAAUGAACCUGUUGAAAGUGGAGAGGGGAAUGUGUUGGGGCAGCUUGCUGCAGCAAUGCCACAAGCUGUAACAGUCACUCCUGAGGAGCGCGAGGCAAUAGAACGUCUUGAAGCUAUGGGUUUUGAUCGUGCACUUGUAUUGGAGGUAUUCUUUGCCUGCAACAAGAAUGAGGAGCUGGCUGCCAACUACCUCUUAGAUCACAUGCAUGAGUUUUGAGGAUUGAUUUUGGUGGAAGUGUAGUCAAUCCUUAUGUCCUCUGGAAAAUGUUUCUUUUUAUUUACUCUUUUAACCCUUUUAUAUACCCCCCCAACUUUAUUUUUGAUAUCAAGUUUGGAGCUCUAUGAUGUGAAGUUUCUGGACAGGAACAAGAUGUAACAUUCCUACCCCGCUCUCUCCUUGGUUAGGGUUCUUACAUCUAUGUACAUGGUUGUCUUGGUAAAUUUGAUUUUUCUACGUAAAUUUCGGUUCUCUCUGGACUCUGAUGCCAUCUAACAAAUUCACUGAGAAUUCUCCGAACAGUGGGCCUAAGCAGUCCUAGGACACUGCUUCCUAACGUCUAUUUUGUUCUGCAUGUUCAGUAUUUUGUGGUGCUUGAACAGUGAUGGUGUUUUCUGUUAUUUGUGUUCUCCUCCCUGGGAAGCUGAUGAGGGAUGGUCGUGGCUAGGAAAUAUAUUCUGCAUCAAGGAUGAAAAAGCACUGUUCAACCGGUAUGUUAUGCUCAAGGUACCUGUAGAAAGGCUGCUACUUCCGGCCAUUGACAGUGUCAAAGCACCUAUCUGAGAGGUAUUUUUGUGACCGCCAGGGCGAGGUAUCACUUUUAUAACUUGUGUACAUCGAUCUUGAAUUGGAGUUUCUGUAGCUUGCUUCUUCAAAGGUAUCUGCUAUUAUUUAUAUGAAAGCUCCAACCGGAAAUUAGAGUCAUACUUCAGGUUCGUCGACUCACAAACGGGCUUUCAGAGGUGAUAUUUAUAAUAUGUUUGGUGGGGUACCUUACACAGCAGAAGAGAAGAUAAGCUCACCGUAUUUCUAACUUCCAUGACAACAUUCUUUAGUAGGUGGGCAUUACCUUCGGGGCGCCAUUUGAAGCUUCAUCUCAGUACGUAUCAUCAAUUUUUAUGCAUGAUGAGUUGAGUUGAAGGUCCCAAUACUGCAGUGUCGUUGGUAGUAAGAACCACACAGAGAGGAGCGUUCCCUCGCAGGUUUUCGGCAUCUGUUACGGUAUUAAGCAUUCAUAGGGUAUUUGAGGGCUUCCAUGGAUAUGGUCCGGCUGGAAGCUAGAAGACUAUUCUUUUGGUGUCUCUCUAAUGCGUAAGGUGAACACUAGCACUGCCGAGUGAAAUAAAUUGGUACUUUUACGAGAUUUUCUAGUAGAUGCAAUGAUAGCAAUGCUUUGAAUAGCUCAACACAUUAUUGGAUGAAUACCAGUUUUUUUAUGGGUUAUAUUCUCAUGUAAAAGUUUGUGCAUUGAAUUAGAUUAUGGAUUUGGUAUUAUUUUCAUAUCUGUUACACAACAUAUAAAUUUAUGUGCUGGCUUUA